UUGAAAAUUUUAAUUAAUAAAAUUAUAAUAAUAAAAAUAGAAAAUCAUAUAUUGCUUACUAGCGUAUGUGCAUAAGUGUAUGUGCAUAUAUGUACAUAUGUACUUACAUAUGCAAAGAUAAUAACUAAACUCAUUUCUACGAGCCACUAAACAAAAUAAAAAUUCGAAUGAAAACACAGUGCAAUGCAAUUAAUUAAAAGUAGUAAUUAAAAAUAUGUGUGCGCGCAAAUAGAGGAAAAUUUAAUAACACAAAAUAAUUACUAAAAUUGCAAUAACAAAGAAAUGAGCUAAAGCUAUCAGGCCGCGCAUGACGAUGGCCAACAACGUUUAAAGUUAAAUAAAAAAUUGAUUUCACAAAUAUCUGCGUAUUAAGAUUAUGCAUGUACGAAGUUAAAUGACAAUUUAAUGAACUUAUCUUGACGACUGUGGUGGUUAAAAAAAAAAAACACACAUUUUUUAAUCGAAAAGCUAGCGAAAGGGCGCAUUGACGCAGGGUAUAGUGAAAUAGAGCGUGUCUAAUUUUUAAACUUUUUAUUGUACAUUUUAAGCCUAGACUAAUGUAAUUUUACUCGAAAUAACGACCGUCCUCUUUACAUUACAAAAACAAAAAUUUAAAAAAGGAAAUAUCUAUAUAUAAUAUAAGUAAAAUUUAAAACUAUUAAACUAAGCAAAAAUCAGCAGCAAAGUAUUUCAACUAACUUUUAAAAUAGCUAUGUGUAUUUUCAAAAAGUAAACCAAUUUCAAAAAAAAAAAGUAUAAUUAAUUGGUAAGUAGAAAAUCAGACAACCAACUUCAAGCAGCAAAAAGCAACUAGACCGAGUGAAUAGAGAAAAAAAAACAGGCAAUCGAAUGCUUACGAAACCAUAAACAAGUGGCCAAUAAAAAUUAUCGAAAGCAGCAGAAAGUGACAAAUAAACGACUAUUUAAUUGCUACGAAGUGUUGAAACGGGCCGUAGCUACAAAAAGCAGAGCGUAAGUAAACGAAAACAACAGCAAAAUUAUUAUAAACAAUAGUGAAUUGUAUAAUAAGCAAAAAGCAGUGGCGGUAGAAGCAGCAGCAGCAGCAGCAGCAGCAGCAACAACAACAACUACAACCAAAAUAAAAACAAAAUAAAUAAGUAAUAUCCAUAAUAACAGCUAUCAAAAUCCAAACAACGCACUCUACGCAUUCAAUUAAAUGUCUGAGAAAAUACGCUGAACGUACCUAAUUAAAAUUCAUAGGCAUACAAACAAAAAACAAAAAAAAAAACACACACAUCCGCACACAAAAUAGUCGUAUACAUAUAUGUAGCAACAAAUAAGCAUGAAUAUGACAAGCUAAGAAGGAGAAUAAGAAACGGAUAAAAGAAGAAUAAAGUAAACGAGGCGCGCCCACGCACGCAUAAUUGCCCGUUAGCAUAUACUCUUUCGAUGCGAUUGCUCCCCACCACCAUCACCUCCGCACACCAUCCACCCACCUAACCAGCCGCACUAUAGCACGCUUUCGAAGCAAACAACGCAGGCUAAUACAGAGGAAAGUUGAGGCAUUUUGUUGUGAGUUGUCAGCAGCAGAAAGGCAGCAUCCAGCAACUAGCGGAAGUUAGCGGUGUAUCUAAGAGGGAACCGCUAAAAACAAUUAAAAGGGCAAAAGCAAUUAAAAUGCAGGCCAAAUAGUUAACUGGCAAUGAAAGCAAAAAAAUAAACAAAUCAAAAUAAGAAGAAUCCAACGACUACAAAAACAAGACAUGCAAUAAAUCAAGGGGAAAAAACGCAUUGAAUAAAUAAUAAAACAUCGAUUAAUAGGACAAGCAACGCGGACGCAACAACAGCAGCGGAAGAGGCAGAGGCAGAGGCAGAGGCAGAGUUUGUUCCAUGCCGCAGUCAUCGGAACGUCUUUCGAGGCGUUAGUAGCUGCAGAAGUUUAACGCAGCGCUGCAGCAGAGUUAGCUGCGUUGGCAAUUGCAGAAUUGUAGCAGCCGCCACAGCAGAGGCAACGGCGGCGUUAGCUCCAACAGCAAAUGCAUCAAAAAUCGAAGAUUUUUGAUUUUGUUCCUCUCCACCAUCACCACAACCACAACCAAUACCACCAAUACCAUUACAACCAUAAAUACCACCAACAAAAUAACCAUCGCCAACACCACCACCACUAUUCACCACGAUGGCUACCAUAAAUUCGGUUCAGAAGAGUAUACACUUGCCAUUAACGAGUUUGUCGUCGCCGCGUGUUUUGAUGUGUAGCGCCUCAGUUGGCACCGAAGGUUCCGUUACGCUACAACUGAGAGACUCUUCCGAUUCCAAUCAGUCGCCGGCCCCGAGUUCUUUAGAAAAUGCCUUGACCAUUGGCUAUCCCGAUCCGGAGAUGUUGGCCGACGUAUUCGGCACACUGCAGACAGCCUCUUUCAAGAACCAUAGCAGUGCAUUAGCGUCAACGUCGCCAACAGCAACAACAACAAACCAUAGCAAUAAUCAAAUAAAUAUUUGUAGCAGCAGCAGCAACAGCAAUAGCUGCAACAAUAAAAUUAAAACCACCAGUAGCGCGAGUAGCAAUAGCAACAGCACCACCUCCACUUCAGCGUCCACACCUGCUAAUAAAAUUACAAUAGGUCGGCGUAAUCAAAGUGUAUCAGCAAACACAACAACAACCGCAUCAGCAUCUUCCACCGCCACCAGCACAGCGUCAACAACCGCAACAACAACAACGUGCAAGACAUCUGCUGUACAAACUGUGUCCACAGCAACGAAUACCACCAAUAAAACAACCAGCAGCUACGUAAAAAAUUGCCUAAUACGGAGCAGUAGCUGCAGCAACACGAACAACGUUACAUCGCUGGCGCAGAUAAUGAGCAAUAGCAGCACCAGCAGCUCAUCAUCGCUAUUGAAUCACAGCAAUACGAAUAGCAACAGUAACUGCAGCAGCAAUAGCAAUUUCAGUUCGUCAAGCAGCAGCAACGACAGCAUUGUCAGCAUAAAUAGCAACAAUAGUGGCGGUGGUGUUUUGAAGAGUGGUGGUAGUAGUAAGAGUACCGGCGCAGGCGGUGCAACAAGUGCAACGCUAAAGAAGAGUCGGCCGAAAUUGUCUUCACCAACACGACAUGGGCCACAGCAGUGUCAGAUUUGUAGUAAAAUCUUUGGAAAUGCGUCAGCGUUGGCCAAGCACAAACUGACGCACAGCGACGAGCGGAAAUACGUUUGUGCGAUGUGCUCGAAGGCAUUCAAACGACAAGAUCACUUGAAUGGCCAUAUGAUGACACAUCGCAAUAAGAAGCCAUACGAAUGCAAAGCCGAAGGCUGUGGUAAAUCAUACUGUGACGCACGUUCAUUGCGACGUCACACUGAGAAUCAUCAUUCGGGUAUUAUAACUCCACAAAAUCAAACACUCUCACCGAAUUCUGGUACACCGACCGGACUGAGCCUUUCGCCGGCAACAGCAAGCGGAGACGCCAGCUCCCCUGACGGUGCCACUUGCAUACGCACUUACAUCUCUUCAGGUGGUACUAUUGUUGAUGCUGCGACUGGUGUGGCGCUUACCGAAGAGCAAAUAAAAUCCAUCAAUUUACCCAUUAAAACUGGUGUAACGCUACUCUCGCCAACUUCCACGUCGUCUGCGUCGUCCAUGGGCGGCGUAUCUUUACCCGCCUCAUCGCCAACAAUUGCCCUCACUGAGACAAGUCUUGUAGAUGCUGGCGAAGGUCUCACUCGUGAACAAUUGGAUUUGAUAAGUAAGAUCAUGCAACAGACGAAGCAGACCAGCGCACAGGUGACGGUCUCAUCGCCAACCAGUGUCAAUUCGUACAAAGUAGAUACGAAUCUGUCUUCGACUGCACUAGAUGCGGCGAGUCCACAACAUGCGGCUGCUGGAGCAUCAAAUCGUCCGCGUACAUGGAAUAUGCAAUUGUUAAAUACCACCCAAAAUGUAUCCAUCACGGUUGAUGAAACCAACUCCGACGCAACGUCCAGCACAGCAACUUCACCCAUCGAAGCCAAGGAGGAGGAAAUUAAUCAACAAUUUGUAGCCGCCAUCAAUCCGCACCUUUUAAACAUCGUCAAAAUGGACCAAAAGCCUGUUGAGUGCAAUUUGUGCCAUCGUAAAUUUAAGAACAUACCAGCACUUAACGGACACAUGCGGCUACAUGGCGGCUAUUUUAAAAAAGAUCCCGAAACUAAAAAGGCCGAGAAGAAAGAACACAGCGGUCCACCGCUACAAACGGCCAGUAUUGGCGUGCGGGCGCUGAUUGAAGAGAAAAUCAUAAGCAAACGCAAAGAUAUGAACAAGGGUGCCUUCGUAGUUCCUGCACCACCCAGUAGUGUAUCCAGCACAUCCACAAUCCGACGAUCGAUUAGCGAUCUAGAAAGUUUCCUUAGUCCAAAAUCACACAACAAUAAUGGUGGUGGUAAUAUUGCCAACAGUAGCAGUGCCAAUUCUCCCAACCAGACCUCGACCACCGCCACCACCACCACCACAGCCACCAUGCUACCUGCUGCAUCAACAAUCAAGAAUUAUAAUGGUGGCUUGCAGCAAAUCGGUAUGACGCAGGGCAUAGAGAUUUUCAGUACAAAACAACAAAAGGCAAGCGGUAACGUUAGCCUUGGCUUGGGCGUAGGCUUUAGUGCGGCUCUGCAAACAACUAAUUCAACGAUGAAUCCGUCAACGACCAAAUCAACAGCAACGACAAAUACAACGACUACAAAAGGCACUUCGACCGAUCCAAAAGAUUCAACGCUUAUUGAGUUAUUAAAGCGCGGCACCCGUAUAGCCGUCACUGCCAAGAAGCCACUAAAUAGUACAAACGCAAUUACAAAUAUUGGAAGCAACAACAAUGGCAGCGGCGGACCACGGCAGAUAAUCACAAAUAAUAAUCGCACCCUGAUUAUCCCGUCCGAUGUGCAGGUCCUGCCCACCCGCAUAGCUAAGUCCAGUGCUAAUGCGUCACGAACUUCUACUCCCGGCUCUAUAGCUCUGGCCGACACGACGCCACUUUCGCUCACUAUUUCCCAAAGUGGAGACAGUAGUAUGGGAGGCGACGUAUACACAGUUACCUAUAGCAGCGAUACAUCUGGCUUUUUCGAUGAUGCCGAAGUCUACAACGUCGCUGAUACGGAUAUGCUGCUGCAGACUGUAGAUACAAUGCAGUUGCUCAACGAUGACUCACAACAGCUGAAAAGCGAACAUUCCGAACACUUUGGCACUGUGACCGGUGUAAGCAUCGCCGGAGGCGAUCAAAUUGAUAACGGCGGCAAUUGCGUUCAGACCGAAUACUUAAAGUUAGAAGUCGACGGUGUUAAUGUAAAUGCCAUGUCCAACACUUUACCCACUUUCCAACAAUUCCAUUCCAAAGAGCUCAUCAUGCAGAAUAGUGCCCAGAUACAGGCUGUGACUAGUAUGCGAUCCAAUUCGCAUCAAUUGGGUACGAUGUCCUCACCGAUAAACUCUCCACUUGCAUAUCCCACGCCGCCCUCUAGUCACGAAAAUAUGACACAAUCUUCGCCAUACGUAGAGGAUGGACACCAGUAUUCGGAAGUGGCGAACGCUUUUUUUAAUGAAAAAUGUAGCGCAGACUUUCUCGCACAGUCAGCCACUGAAGUGACCUUCUUCAAAGGCAGCGACAAUCAGCAUGAGCUGACCGAUGCCGAGAAGAUACUAAAGCUAAAGACGGUGCUAGAAGAGAGUGCCUUUGAUGGAUCCAUUAAGGUCGAAGAUUUAUUAAAUGGUGCGCAAGAUGACGACGCCGAAUGUGAUUUACGCGAUUUUGCUGAUACAAAUCUGGCCUUCUUGGAUGAGGAUCAAGAGUUUCUGAAUGAUUCGCGAAAUGCAACUUCGCCGCUUCCAGAAUCUUUCUUUACAGGCAGCAUUGGAACGGCGGACGAAGUCAAAGAAGUAUUACGCGAUGUGCUGCCUGACGAAAACAUAAAUCUCAAUUGUGAAGAGCAGUCCGGCGAAAACAUUAUUGAUCUGUAUUAUCUGCCCGGUUUGGGUUUGCAAUCGCAGAUGAUGCCCAACUCAGACGAUCCAUUGUUGUCCUCCUCUCCAAGAGACUUUGGCCAACAAAGGGGCCAAGUUAUACAGCCGACACAGCACGUGCAAGUCCAACAGCAGCAGCAACUGCCACAACAACAACAGCAGCAGCAACAACAACAUCCACAUCAGCAAUCGCUAACACAAUCACAGUCAAUGCAACAGACCACGCAGCAAUUACUGUACGCGCAGCAAAUAGAGCAGCAGAUGCAGCAGCAGCAGCAGCAACAGCAGCAGCAGCAGCAAAUGUCUGCUGGUGAAAGCUACGUUGGCAAUCACUAUACAGUCGGCGAAGGUAACGCUUCGAAUACGACGCUUCAGUACAAUCUACAGAAUCUACCGCAAGUACAAAACCAACAACAGUUUGUUGAAGCCAACACGCCGAUCCAGCAUGUGUCCACGCUCGAUGGCAGCAUUUUGCACCAACAACUGGUAUUCACAGGCUCAACGGAUAAGCAGGAAAUACACAUAACAGGACAACAUGGCGACAUCGGGCUUCUGUCAACCAACUGCACUCUCAAUACCGACACUAAUAUUUACUUCGCCAGCAACUCCAAUAAUUCCAGCAAUUCUAUGUCAGUAUUGCAACAGGCUGGAAAUCAUGCAAACGUCAGCAAUAUAGCAUCCUCCUCAUCGGCUUGUCUGCCGCCUGUGGCAUCCACAGUUAUUUCUACGCUACAACCCCUCUCCAACCAAACCAAUUCCAUACUAAAGCGACGCCUGCGACCGCAUAAUUCCAAUGAUUCCAGUAGCUCUCAAAGUUUUGCUAAAUACCAUCCGUUGUCGCCGUAUCGCUCUAAACUGCGCAAACCUUCACGCACGCACUACACACCUGCGCCCAUACUCAACCCCGAUCGAAAAGGUGUCGGUCUUUAUUGCAGCGUGCGAAAGCAGCUCAAUACAGGAAUGCUCGGUUUUGAUAGUUUUGACGAUGAUUUUGACGAUCCGGUCGGACUAGUGGACUUUUCCGACGAAUCCAAAGUUAAUCUAGGCUCAGCUUAUCAAGCGCAAAUACCACCCUGCCGCGAGCGGAUACAAAGUGCGAGUAGCGAUGCCGCAACCGACGGUAAAAUGUGCAAAGACACCUCCUGCUUUGCGGUCGAGGAGCCUGUGGGUGCAGAGCAAUUAUGGGAUCCCACCGUACAAAUGGACGAGAAGAUAUUGAUGCGCUACAUUGACCUGAGUAAGUCGUCAGCGGUGCCGUUGGGCAGCCACUCCGAAGAGGUUGCGCUACAAACAUUGCUCAAAGCACGCGGUAACCUGGCAGCAGCGGUACUAACCCUCUUGCAAACACAAUCGAAUGCAUUCCAAAUGAAGUGGACCGCUACGGAAUUGGAGGUGUUCUUGAAGGGCUUGGAACGGCAUGGCAAAGACUUUGGGCGCAUCGCGCAAGAGCUGGGUUCGAAGUCAACUGGUGAAUGUGUGCAAAUGUACUACUUUUGGAAAAAGCUAUGCGUCGACUAUAAAGUGACGCACCUGAAAACUGAAACGCCACCGCCGCCACCGGCAAAUGAUCCCAAGCCGUAUGUGUGUGAAGUGCCUGAUUGUUCGGCCAGCUUUACCUCAAAAGCUGCCCUGCAUGGCCAUACACGCAUACAUACGUACGGCAGAAACGCCAACAGCCAUAAUAACAACAACAAUAAUAACAACCAUCAUAAUCAUAACAGCAACAAUGCCACAGGCAACACAACUAAUACAAACGGUGCCACAAUAGGCGGCUCGACAACAACCCUCGCUCAACAGAGCAACAUCUCAGCAUCACAAUCGCAAACUCAAAAUGCCAAUGCGAUCGGAGCGUCGGUUAAAGACGGUAGUCAAAGCAGUGCGGGCAAUACCGCGAUUAGCGCCAACAAGGACACCGAUUUUCCCUGCAAGGUGUGCGGCAAAGUUUUUAAUAAAGUGAAGAGCAGAAGCGCCCAUAUGAAAACACAUCGUGUGCAAGAACAGCAACAGCAACAACUGCAACAACAGCAACAGCAACAGCAGCAGCAGCAGCAGCAACAACAACAACAUCAACAGCAGCAGCAAUCAGUUGUGGAUUUAACAUCCGCUGCAUCUAACAAUGCAGUUGUUCUCAAUGCUCACAGCCAAAAUCUAACUACAAAUCAAAGUCAGCAGCAUCAGCAGCAGCCGCCGAUUGAGCAAAUAUCCUGAACUUAGACACCCUUUCCCAGUAGUGACCACCACCCUGAUUGAUUACCUUCAAAGACCACCAAAACCUAACGCAACACCCAGUUAUGUACAGACCUAUUCAGUCACCAAGUGACAAAAACAAUGAAAUUCUCCACAGAUCCAAAAGUAAUCACUAGGAACAAAUCGUGAGAUUGCAACCAUGCAAUAUGUUGUAUGUAAGUAAAAUGUAAGCAAAUUGUUAGUAAAUGCAUGUACAUACAUACAUACAUAAGUAGAUGACAAGUAAAAAUCCAUUUGAAAUUUGAAACUGACAAUCGAAGUGUUAUUGAAAUGUAACCUUAAAGUUAAUUACAAUUAAAAUUAAGUUCAACGCUUAAUAAUAUUCAAAAUUAUUAAAACAGUCUGCUAAUAUAAAUGUGAAAUAUACAUACAUACGUACAUAUAUGCAUGCAUAUAUACAUACAUGCGUACAUACAAAAUCGUUUUGUAUGCAACGAAAUGCAAUGUUUGUUAGAAAAUCUAAGGAAUCAAAAAAAUUGAACCAACUAAAAAAUCGAAAUAUUCUUCUAAUACAAAGGCCAAUCUUCUAUUGUAGUUGUUCUUGUGUGGCAUAGAUUGUAAUUGAAUUUUAUUUGCGUUAGAACAGGGGAUUUUAAUGUAGAUUUACAAUUUAACUAGUGUCUACAAUUAAGUGAAUUCGUAGUGAAUGUGAAUUUAGUAGUCAUUAAAUAACCGAAAUUUAUUGUAAAAUACGCUGGGGAUGCAAAAAACAAAAACACACAAACCUUUUAGGAAAUAUUUGUGGUAGCAUAAAAUUAUAAAAUGGGCCUUGCGAGACAAGUGAGUUGGUUGGUGGAGGGUUCUGCGGCAGGAAGUUACCUAACCGCUGGCAAUUGAAAAUAUUUCCUAAACAACAAAACCAAACCGCCGAUGAAAGUAAGUUAGCAUUAAAAUAAAUAAAGAUAAAUAUGUACAUAUGUACAUGUAACACAAAAUAUCUCAAAUAUUUAAGUUUGUUGCCGUAACUACACAUAUGUACAUACAUAUGUAUGAAUGAGUAUAUAAAAGUUUUGGAAAAUAUGUGCGCAGAGUAAAUGGAGUGAAAGCUAACGAUUUCCGCCGUUCUUUAGAUAUUUUUGUUCAUUUUUUAAAUUUUCAACCAAAUUCAAAAAACAAGGAGAAUUUUUUAUUUAUGCUACCGGAUAACU
Rhagoletis pomonella (apple maggot) is the source of this 9333-nucleotide messenger RNA. Its product is annotated as pneumococcal serine-rich repeat protein. Gene Ontology annotation, molecular function: transcription corepressor activity. The transcript is spliced from 12 exons. The coding region runs from base 2138 to 8146 and encodes 2002 amino acids. Gene Ontology annotation, cellular component: transcription regulator complex; histone deacetylase complex. The record is from RefSeq and is a predicted model, not a curated record. Lineage: Eukaryota; Metazoa; Arthropoda; Insecta; Diptera; Tephritidae. Gene Ontology annotation, biological process: regulation of transcription by RNA polymerase II; negative regulation of DNA-templated transcription.